AUGGUGCUGGGUUGGAAUGAGAAAUGUGCUGCCCUUGAGUGGGGCACUUACCGUGGCAGUGGUUGUGAAAGGGUGCAGCGCACCCUCAAAAGAGGGGAAAUUGAAGAGCUGCACGAACCCGCAGUCAUUUGCGAACUGCGUUGCGAGAUGGGCGGAUCACCACUGCGCAAGCUACGCUUUUACAAGAAGUUCCUGACGAUCGCGUCGGAAUUCUCCUGGGCGUGCGGGAAAUCCCGAUACGCGACGGACCUCCUCACGAUCCACUCCGCCGGACACAUCUUCGGAUCGUUCGUCUUCGGCCCUCUCUCCGACUACUUCGGCCGAAAGGCGGGAUUCUUCGCGGCGGCCACCGUCCAGUGGAUCUUCGGCCUGGCCCUCAUCCUCGCCCCGAACUUCACCGGCUUCGCGAUUCUCACCUUCAUCUACGCCUGGUCCUUCCCCGCCGUCUUCCAGAUCGGAUUCAUCCUCGCGGUGGAGCAGGUGGGGCCUGACCAUCGGGGACGAAUCAACGUCAUCGUGAAUCUGGCGUGGACGUUGGGGAUGUGCGUGAUCGCCGCCUUCGCUUGGGUCGUUCGGGGUCAUUGGGUCCAUCUCGCCCUCAUCGCCAAUCUCCCCGUCCUGCUUUACUACCUCUACAUUUGGCUGUUGGAGGAGUCGCCGCGCUGGCUCGCGUCCCGUAAUCAGAUGGAGAAAGCGGAGAGCGUUCUGCUGCGAAUCGCCGAGAAGAACGAGGUGGAGGUGCCCAGAGAGAAGCUGGAGAGGAUGUUGAGGGAGGUGGAGGAGAGGGAGCAGCCGGUGAUGCCGCAGUACUUUGCGCUUCUCAGGGGGCCGGUCAUGAGGGCGAGGACUUUCAUCAUGACUUUUUCGUAUUACGUGUCGCUGGCGCUCUACUACGGAUUGCACAUGGACGUGGGGAAUCUCGGGGGAAACCCGUUUCUGAGCACGAUCGUCCUGGCGGGAAUCGAAUUCCCCUCUUAUUACGUGACGUAUCUCGUGAUGGAGAGAUUCGGCCGGAGAUGGACCUCGUGCGGUCUCUUGAUCCUGUCGGCCCUCGGUUGCGCCCUCGUCCCUUCGACCGACUCAGUGAAUUUUGAAAGGCGAUUAAUUUUCGCGUCGUUCCUCGACUCGGUGGGAACGGACGCGAACACGGCAGGUGCGGUACUGCGGAUCGUCUGGGCGGUGGUGGCGAAAUUCGGGGUGUCGGGUGCUUACCAGGUCAUCUAUCAGCAGCAGGUGGAGAUCUUCCCGACCGUGCUUCGCUCAACCGGGAUGGCGUUCGUCUCGGUCGUCUCGGCUGUUCUUGCUAUUCCCAUUCCUUAUCUGCUCUAUCUGGGGGAGAUCCACAUCGCGAUUCCAUACGCGACGUGGGCAGUUUUGUCGCUGGCGGCGGGGAUCGUGGCCAGUUUCCUUCCGGAGACCUUGAAGAAAGAUCUUCCGGACACUUUGGAAGAUUCCGAGCUCUUCGGGAAGACACAGAAGUUCUGGUCUUUCAACCUGGCUCCCCCCAAAUCCGGGAUGGUCUGA
Molecule: messenger RNA, 1524 nt
Organism: Darwinula stevensoni
Lineage: Eukaryota; Metazoa; Arthropoda; Ostracoda; Podocopida; Darwinulidae
Source: the annotation of a GenBank genome assembly